AUGGGUGUAGACACCAGCUACCUGACUACUCAGGUCAACAACAUCGUCGCUCAGCUCCAUGAUAUUUACGAUGAAAUUGGAGUUCCGGCGCGAGAGCGCGAGUCUCGUGAGGCAGAUCUCUUCAGUGCUCUGUCAGAGACAUUGAACAACCAUCUCAAGCUUGUUGAUGAGGAGAGGGAGGAUAUGACACAGGAAGCCGAACGCCUCAUUGUCGCUAUCAAACAGAUGGAGUCGUCCUUGAGUGAUGAAAGGGCCAAUGGCCAGUAUGAGCUCAACCACGACGACCUUCGCGUCACUUACCCGCUCAACCGAUGUAUCGCAUUUUUGCGGGAGAAGAACGAGUCAAUGAGCAAGUUACAUCGCGAGCGCUUUGAACAGGUUAAGAAACUCGUUGAGGCCCUUGAAUCUUAUUCCUCACACUUGGAGCCAUCAUUCGUCAAACUCGAGCUUCCUCCCACUGCGCCAGAUUCCUCAAUCCCGCCGAGCUUCGAUCUUUCGCCUUUGUACGUCACCGCGUUGGAUGCCGAGUUCACCCACGUCUACGAAGAAUACCACCGUCGCAUUGCCCAAGUCCAAUCUGCCUGCGAGGAGAUGAUCAAGCUCUGGGCCGAGCUCGGAACACCCCAGGCACAAACAGACUCCAAUAUUGUGAAGUGCUAUCGCGACUCGCCCGAACAACUUGGGCUGCACGAAGACGAUGUCGCCAACCUCAUGACCAAGCGUAACAAAUUACUGGAGGAAAAGAAGGGCCGCGAACGCAAGAUUAACGAACUCAGAAACACUGUGAUCUCCCUUUGGGAUCGAUUCGGGGUCGAAGAAGGUGACCGAAAGGCAUUCUUGGCUGCAAAUCGUGGCUGCGGUUUGCGCACAAUCAACGACCUUGAGGAGGAAUUGACACGCCUCAAUGAGCUUAAGAGACAGAAUCUCCACUUGUUUGUGGAGGAUGCUCGUUGCCGACUGCAAGAACUUUGGGAUUCACUCUUUUUCUCCGAAGAGGAAAUGCUCGAUUUCACACCCGCAUUCUCCGAUGUCUGCAGUGAUGCCUUGCUUGAGGCACAUGAGGCUGAGAUUGCGAAGCUGGAGGCUCUUAAGGAGCAGCGCGCCCCUACCUUGGAGAUGAUCGACAGACACCGUACGCUUCUAACUGACCGCCAGGCACUUGCAACGUCAAGCCAAGAUGCAUCUCGCCUGAUGGGCCGCGGAAACAAGGGAGAGAAGCGUGAUCCUGGAAAGCUCCUGAGAGAGGAAAAGAUGCGCAAGAGAAUUGCAAAGGAAUUGCCGAAACUGGAAGCCGAUCUGCGUAAAGAGUUGGAACAUUGGGAAGAUGAAUUCGGCCGACCAUUCCUGGUACAUGGGGAGCGAUACCUUGACGCCUUGACGCCUGUCAAGGCAAUGCCCCCACCUCGAUCCAAGACCCCAUCUGCGCCGCCCCCAACCAUCAAGGCCAACACAAUGAGACACCAACCGCCUCCCCGCCCUGGAAGCUCCUUGAGAGGGCCACCUCCCCCUCGCUCCGCCACCAAGACCCCUACUAGCACUGGUCCAGUUAAACAUAACACCAUUGGCUACGGUGCCUCUAGGGCUGGAGCCACCUCGAGGGCCGGUGCAAACUCUCCAUCAAAGCUUCCGGCGCGUGUUCCACUUGGAAAUAUGCCCCAUGGGAACAACUCUCCUGAACGUCGUAUCCAACCUGGUGCCUACUCUUCCAGCACACUUAAUGGAAAGAUGCCGCCUCCGCGUGGGCCUCCCCCUCGGAUGCGUGCAUUGACGGUCGAGUCAAGGGAAGACCGUUUCAGUCACCUUCUGGAACCUCCUCGCUGCAACAGUGCUAUGUCUAGUGCCUAUGUACGUCCUGUGAGCCCAGAAGACCUUUACGAUGAACGACAGCGGUCCUUCAUGAGCACACCGGGAUUCUCAAACUCACAAAGAUCUACCGGAUUUUCUCAUUCAUCUCAAUCCUCGCAAUCGUCACUGUCUUUGAACUCUAUUCAAAACUUCCCCCGGCCCAACCCAUACCUGCAGCAUGCGGCUCCACCGCCAGCCCCCCGUCAGGUCUCGAAUUCCUCUACAGUCAACACUACUGCCUCUGGAUCUGAGAACUGGGAGACCUUCGAGGACGGUUCGGGAUCCGAAGCCGAUCCUAGUGAUAUCUACUAUUCUAAACUCCGUGCUGCGCAAGGAGGAAAGCGUUUUGCACCGGAAGAUGGGGCGGAUCUCGCCGGCAAGAAGGCCAGGGGCAUCCGAAGUGUCAGUCCAGAUGGUCCGCAUCCCGGGCAGGUCCUGCGCGUUGCUGGCAGUGAUAAUGAGUGGGCCGAUGACUAUGAAACCUACUAG
Molecule: messenger RNA, 2334 nt
Organism: Penicillium paradoxum
Lineage: Eukaryota; Fungi; Ascomycota; Eurotiomycetes; Eurotiales; Aspergillaceae
Product: putative microtubule associated protein (Ase1)
Exons: 4
Coding region: 1-2334 (777 amino acids)
Biological process (GO): mitotic spindle midzone assembly; microtubule cytoskeleton organization
Cellular component (GO): mitotic spindle midzone; spindle; cytoplasm
Molecular function (GO): microtubule binding
Source: RefSeq, a predicted model, not a curated record